AUGGCUGCCUUUUCUGCCAUUCGUUCCGACGGUUCUGUGGUGACUUGGGGUAGCAAGGCGGCAGGAGGCGACAGCAGCGCCGUCCAGCAACAGCUCCGCAAUGUGACCCAGAUCCGCAGCACUUCGGAUGCCUUUGCUGCUCUUCUAAACGAUGGCAGCGUCGUGACCUGGGGAAACCCUGCGAACGGAGGAGACAGUCGCAAGGUGCAAGAUCGACUUGUGAACGUGAGUGCGCUCCGCGGUACCGCCUCAGCCUUUGCAGCGCUCUGCAGUGGUGGCCAUGUGGUGACCUGGGGACACUCCAGGAGUGGCGGUGACAGCCAGAAAGUGCAGAGCGAGCUGUUCGAUGUCAUCGCCAUCAGAGCAACCUUUGGAGCCUUCGCGGCCAUUCGUCGGGAUGGCCGAGUUGUGGCCUGGGGAAAUCACAGUCACGGUGGCUCAGUUCCGCAGCCUUCCAGCUCGCGCUUGGCCCUCUGCGACGUAAGGCAAUUACGUGGGACAGACUUUGCCUUCGCGGCACUGCGGAAGGAUGGACGAGUGGUGGCUUGGGGGGACUCCAGGCACGGUGGGGAGACAAGCCGCAUUCAGGAGCAGCUGACGAACGUGCGACAGAUUCGCUCCUCGCUCGGGGCCUUUGCGGCCUUGCGGGCAGAUGGCACCGUCGUGACCUGGGGCAACGAACACCACGGCGGUAACAGCUCCGCGGUCCAGGAGCAGCUUCAGGGCGUGCGCCUUCUUCGGCCGUCCGGCUUCGCUUUCGCUGCCCUGCGUGCAGACGGCAGCGUGGUGACAUGGGGCAAUCGGCGCUGCGGCGGUGACAGCCGAAAUGUGCAGCGCCAGCUGACAGAUGUGAUUGAGAUGCGAGGCUCAAGUUCUGCCUUUGCAGCUGUCUGCGCCGACGGUCGUGUGGUCACUUGGGGCAAUGAAGCCAACGGGGGUGACAGCAGCACUGUACAGAAGCUGCUCCAGAGGAGUUCAGACAUGUGA
Messenger RNA from Symbiodinium sp. CCMP2592, 987 nucleotides. Lineage: Eukaryota; Dinophyceae; Suessiales; Symbiodiniaceae. The record is from the annotation of a GenBank genome assembly.